GUAGCACAAAUAGAAAUAUGUUACUGUUCAUAUGAAAUGCUAGAUGUCAUAAAUCCUGUGGCAAGCUCUUCUCCUGCCGCUGCAGCGCAGACCACAAACCAAUUAUGCACAAAUUUUAGUACUACUCCGUCUCAAAUUUGUAAAAAAAAAAUGGACGUAUCUAUUCCUAAAAAGUGUCUAGAUACAUGUAAUAUUUCGACAAGAAUUAUGAUACGGAGAGAGUAAACAAUAAGGUAAUGUUGCGUAGAUUUUUUUAAUCAAAGACGAGCAAUAUUCUCCGUGUGGUUAACAAUUUUAUUUUUGGGACAUAAGGCUUCUUCGGCCAGCUUUAUUGAACAGUUUAAAACUUUGUCCACUAAUAUGUGCAGAAAUAUAAAUAAGCGAAAAUUUGUGAAGAAUUAACUGAAUUGUCUUAUAUUUUGGGACGGACAAAGCAGUGUAUAAACGUGAGGUGAAUUGAAGGGAUCUCUUGGUAAAGAAAGGCAAAAGCAGGGCAAGAAGGACUCCCCAAGUCGGUAUAGACUGUAAAUUUACAACAACGAAGUUUGUUGUCUUUUGAAAAAGGUACUAUUGGGUAAAAAAAAAAUUCAUGAUUUACACCAGAUGUUCCCUUGUGUCUCGUCGUCCAAAUAAUCGCGCAGUAGUAAUUUCGAUGCGAUUAUUCCUGCACGAAUUCGAAUUGGAAAUACGAAUAUUACCCUGCCUAUAUACAUAUACGAGGAUGCUUCCGUUCCACCUUGGAUCAAUCAAAUCAAUUACAAGGAGGAGGAAGAGGAGCAGAGCAGGAGGAAUCGAAAUCCAUGGAUCGGGGCAAGAGGGCGGUGGAGUGGCCGCCUCGACCCGCCGACAAGCCCAAGAAGCCCUGCCGCGCCACCGCCGGCAGCGCGCCGGAGCUCUCCUCGCUCUUCCUCGCCAACCGCCACGGCCCCGGUACGUAUUCCCCUCGAUUCAAUCCGGUCGCGCAUCAAAUCAAAUCAGAUUCAAUCGCAGACUCUUCCUUGCAUCCAUCGCCAGGAGGAUUGCAGAUCUCUUGCGACACUACAGACAUGGAUCAGGAUCAGGAAGAAGAAGACAGUGGUUGGUCGAGCUUCCUGCCGGAGCUGCUCCGGCUGAUCUGCUGCCGUCUCCCGCUGCCCGACGUCCCUCGCUUCGGCGCCGUCUGCAAGCACUGGAACUCGUGCGCGUUCCCCGUCUUCCCGGCCGACGUCUCCCCUCUCCUCAUCAGCACCGUCGCCGGCACCGUCCACUGCUACGACCCUUGCCUGAACAAGAUGUUGGUCCUCGCCACACCUCUCAGGGCUCCGGACAGCAGCAGGAUCUUCUCGGCGGCCGCCGGUGGGUGGGUCAUGCUCAGGACGCCGAGGAAGACCGUCUUGUUCGCCAAUCUCCUGGAUGGAUCCAUGCUGGAGACUCCACAGCAACAGGGGAACGAAGACGACCAUCAUGGAUUCAUGUGCUGCGGCACGCCCCCCCGGAACUGUCUCUUGCUCAGCCUCUACGCCAACAUGGGCACUCUCAAGGUCCAGAGCUGGGAUGGGAAGAACUGGGCGAGAUUCGAGGUCGGCGAUGAUAUGGAGGGAUGGCUGACAAGGGCACGAUUCACAAUGUCGCCGUGCUGCAACCCGGUGUUGCACCGGGGGCUCUUGUACUGCCUUGGGGAAGAGGGGAAUUUAGGAUUGUACGAUACCCGUUUUAGGAGGUGGAUCGUCCUCCGUGAACCCGCCGGCUUCGGAGCCGAGUUCCGCUACAAGAGCUGCUACCUCAUUGAGUCGCAGGGGGAGCUGCUCGCCGCUCUGACGGGCAAGAACGGGGCGCCCGUUUACGUUUUGAAGCUGAACGAGAGGAAGAUGGCGUGGGAGAGGGUGACCUCCUUGGGUGGCCGCUCGCUCUUCACCGGCACACCAUCGUCUCUGUCGAUGCCCACUGCCGGGGCAAACAAGGUGUACCUUCCCAGGUUCUAUGGCCGUCCGCAGGUGAUCCAAGCAGAGGUUGCAACCUCCGGCGGCCGCCUCUUCUUCGUGGCAAAGCAGGAGGGGUCGAGAUCGGGCGAUGGUGUCGACAGCACCGCCUGGUGCUACGACCUGGAGUCGGACUCGGAUAAACAGUUUACAGGCUCUAAGAACCUGCUGCAGUAUGUGUGGGUUCACCUUGGCCGUGCUGCUGAUCCUGAUGAUGGAAUGGAUACAGGCUAGCCUGAAUAUGAAACACAUCAAUCAUCACUCAGUCUACUUUGAUUGUGUAUAUAUAGAGAGUACAUUCUAAAAUAGAUUGAUGAUGA
Brachypodium distachyon (stiff brome) is the source of this 2278-nucleotide messenger RNA. RefSeq names its product F-box protein At3g56470. NCBI's taxonomy places the organism in Eukaryota, Viridiplantae, Streptophyta, Magnoliopsida, Poales, Poaceae. Gene Ontology annotation, molecular function: protein binding. The record is from RefSeq and is a predicted model, not a curated record.